AUGCAAACAUCUUUGGAUGAGUGGCAACCACGCUCAACCGGUAUCGUCUACCAAGGCAUGGGUAUCAUUGCAGUGAAGACAUAUCUAGAUGCCGAUUGGGGAAGCAAUACCGAUGACAUACGCUCGGUUUCAGGAAUUAUGAUCAUGAUUACAAGUGCACCAGAGAGAACUUCUUUGAGCGCGUGUGAUGCAUUAGGCAUGGUCUCGAGCAAGUACAAGGCAUCCAAGCUUGAGAAGACUACCAAGGAGCAACCGCUUUAG
Plasmopara halstedii is the source of this 261-nucleotide messenger RNA. RefSeq lists its product as uncharacterized. The coding region runs from base 1 to 261 and encodes 86 amino acids. The transcript is spliced from 2 exons. Lineage: Eukaryota; Oomycota; Peronosporomycetes; Peronosporales; Peronosporaceae. The record is from RefSeq and is a predicted model, not a curated record.